AAGUCAGCUCUUUCUUUUUCUUAUCUGAUACAGAAAAUGCCAGAGUGAGAGAGAUUUUCCUUUUCUGUAGUGUGUUUUUCUACUGUUCUUGAUUUGAAACUACUACAAUCUUCUCUUUUUUAUUCAAAGGAAACGGACAAAAGAGGCCUCAGAGUCCUUUUAGUUUGGAAUUUGGAGAAGACUGAUUUGAAAGAAAAAAAAAAAAUUUGAGAAGAAGGUGUCGGUUGCUUCACUUGUAAGUAAUUUUCAGUGCCUUUGGGUUUUGGGUUUUAGAGGCUCUUUUUGGGAUUGGGGAUGGGUUUUUUCAAAUGGGUUUUGCUCUUUUGAGGAGAAAUGUAGAAUAUGGUAUAACAGAUUGGGUUUUUGUUUUGAGCUUUGAUCUGAUUUGGGUUUUUAGUCAGUGUAGAAUAUAGUGUGGAAGAUUGGAUUUUGGAAUGGGUUACUGUUUUGGGCUUUGAUUUGAUGUGGGUUUUUUUUCUCUGUUUUAAGGGAUUGUGUGAAUUAUUGUGUGGAAGAUUGGAUGUGGAUUGAUCUGGGUUUUUGUUCGUUUGUGGAGUAGUUCAUUUUGUAGUGUGGAAGAUUGGAUUUUGGAUUGUUGGUUUCUUGUUUCAGGCAUUGAUUUGAUUUGGGUUUUUGGGGUGGAGGAGAGAAAAAAGCAGUGGGAUUUGUUUUGGGGUUUUGAAUUUGAUAAUGGGGUGGCUUUGUUUCAUGAUUUCCUUCAGAUGGGUGUUCUUGGUUUCUCUUGUUCUUGCCACAUUGCUGCCCAGCACUGUGGGCCAGGUCUGCGAUCCAAGGGAUUCUCGUGCAUUGCUUGAAUUCUCUGGAAACCUCACGGGCGGAUCGAUUAAAUCAGAUUGGUCAGAUGAGUCGGUUUGCUGUAAUUGGAUCGGCGUCUUUUGUGGGAAUCCACAUGGGUCGGCCGUGAAGCGGGUGACCAAGUUGGUCUUGCAUGAUCGAGGCCUGAAAGGGAUCAUAUCAAGUUCAUUGGGUCGGUUGGAUCAGCUCAAAUUGCUUGAUCUUUCGCUCAAUCUUCUCGAAGGCAAAGUUCCUGGGGAGCUCUCGAAUUUGUGGCAGCUGGAGUUUCUUGAUCUCAGUUACAAUAUGUUGGCAGGACCCAUUUUGAAGGUCGAUGGUCUGAAUUCCAUCCGGUCGAUUAAUAUAUCAAGCAAUUUCUUCAAUGGAAGCCUGCUUCAACUUGGGGUUUUUCCCCAUCUCGCCAUUCUGAAUGUAAGCAACAAUUCCUUCACUGGGCCUGUCAAUACUAGUAUCUGCAUUGCCUCAAAUGCGAUUCAGGUUUUGGAUUUCUCUGCAAACCAUUUCUCGGGUCCACUCUCCAAUGAAGCUCUAGCAAAUUGCAGUACAUCUCUGCAAGAACUGUAUCUGAAUUCAAAUUCACUUUCGGGUCGUCUUCCAGACUCUCUGUUCGAAUUAUCAUCUUUGGAGCAGCUCUCAAUCUCCGCCAAUCAUUUCUCCGGUGAGCUAAGCGACAGAGUAAGCGAGCUUUCCAAACUUAAAACCUUAAUUCUUUUUGAUAACAAGCUCUCAGGCCCCCUUCCAAACGUAUUUGGAAAUCUCACGAAACUAGAACAGUUCACCGCACAUUCGAAUUCAUUCUCCGGCCCAUUGCCUUCUUCUCUGUCAUUCUGUUCGAUGCUUCAGGUUCUCGACCUUCGCAACAAUUCUCUAUUGGGUGAGAUUGAUCUUGAUUUCACCAAAAUGGGGCGCCUCAGUAGCCUUGAUCUUGCUACUAACCGUUUCAUGGGCCCUCUUCCUCCUACUCUAUCCAAUUGCCGGGAACUGAAAACCUUAAGUCUUGCUAAGAACGAGUUAUCCGGCCAAAUCCCCCAGAAUUUCGAAAACCUCACUUCUCUUUCAUUUCUCUCAUUAUCAAACAACAGCUUCCAAAACAUAUCAGGGGCAUUGAGCAUACUGCAGAAGUGUGGAAAUCUCACUACUCUCAUCCUGACCAAGAACUUCCAUGAAGAAGAAAUUCCAAACGAUGUCGAUGGGUUCAAGAGUUUGAUGAUUUUUGCAGUUGGAAACUGUGCUCUCGGUGGCCAAAUCCCCAUGUGGUUAUUGAACUGCACGAAACUGCAAGUCCUGGACUUAUCUUGGAAUCACUUGAGCGGAACCAUCCCCCCAUGGCUUGGAGAUUUCGAGAAUCUGUUCUACUUGGACAUCUCGAACAAUUCGCUAACAGGAGAAAUACCCAAAAGCUUGACGCGGCUGAAGAGCCUCCUUUCUCCUAAUACUACCGCUGCGGCAGCCUCGAUCUGUAUACCACUCUACGUAAAACGCAACCAAAGUGCAAACGGCCUUCAGUACAACCAGGUGUCGAAUUUUCCGCCAUCGUUAUACCUGAGCAACAACAGAAUCAAUGGUACCAUUUGGCCCGAGUUUGGACAGUUGAAGGCGCUCCAUGUCUUGGAUUUGAGCCAGAACAACAUCACCGGGACCAUCCCGGAUGGCAUUUCGGAUAUGGAGAAUUUGGAAUUCUUGGAUCUUUCAUGCAACGAACUCUACGGAUCCAUCCCCCCAUCUUUGAAUAAGCUUACCUUUUUAUCAAGGUUCAGUGUCGCUAAUAAUCACUUGUGGGGCCAGGUUCCCAGUGGUGGGCAGUUCUUCAGCUUCUCGAACUCAAGUUUUGAAGGGAACCCAGGAUUGUGUGGGACGCCAUUUUCUCCUUGUGGGAGAUCUGAUGUUAUGGGACUGAAGCCUGAUAUCAUUCCCGGCCCAGACAGUAAAAUUGGAAGAAGCAGCAUCCUUGGAAUAACGAUCAGUAUCGGAGUGGGGAUUGCAGUUCUUUUGGCAGUUGUCCUUCUUAACAUGUCAAGAAAGGACGUAGGAGAUCCGAUCUACGAUGGGGAUGAGGAAACCGGUGGGCCACGCAGAUUGUCUGAAGCGCUUGGAUCGAAGUUGGUCCUCUUCCAGUAUUCAGAAGGUAAGGAGCUAACAAUAGGCGAUGUCUUAAAAUCUACAAACAAUUUCGACCAGGCGAACAUAAUUGGGUGCGGGGGGUUUGGCCUGGUGUACAAAGCCAAUUUCCCAGACGGCACAAAGGCGGCGAUCAAGAGGCUAUCGGGCGACUGCUGUCAGAUGGAACGCGAGUUCCGGGCAGAAGUGGAGGCACUCUCAAGAGCUCAGCACAAGAACCUUGUUUCUCUACAAGGGUAUUGCAGGCAUGGAACAGACAGGUUGCUGAUCUACUCGUACAUGGAGAAUGGGAGCUUGGAUUACUGGCUUCAUGAGAGGGUCGAUGGCGGGUCAUUGCUGAGGUGGGAUGUGCGGCUGAAGAUAGCUCAGGGGGCGGCGAGGGGGCUGGCGUACUUGCACAGAGUCUGUAAACCGAAUAUCGUUCACCGUGAUGUGAAAUCAAGCAACAUUCUCUUAGAUGAAUGGUUCGAAGCUCAUUUGGCUGAUUUUGGCCUAUCAAGGCUCCUCUGUCCCUACGACACCCACGUGACAACUGAUCUGGUCGGGACCUUGGGGUACAUCCCUCCUGAAUACAGUCAGACGUUGAUGGCCACAUUCAAGGGCGAUGUUUAUAGCUUUGGGGUGGUGUUGCUGGAGCUUUUGACGGGGCGGCGGCCCGUAGAUGUGUGCAAAGCAAAAGGGUGUCGUGACUUGGUUUCGUGGGUGCUUCAGAAGAAGUCUGAGAAGAUAGAGGAACAGAUUUUUGACCCCUUGAUAUGGAAUAAGAUUUGGGAGAAGCAGCUCCUAGAAGUACUCGAAACCGCAUGCAAAUGCAUAAGUCAGGAUCCGAGGAACAGGCCCUCUAUUGAACAGGUGGCUCUGUGGCUUGAUAGGGUCGGAGCUGAUGCUGAAUAGUUCAAAUGAUGCGUUCCCGCCAUGCUGCAGUCCUUUGAAGUCAAGCCAAAGGAGAAUGCCAGUAAUGCCCAUUUGGGAGGAUAAAAGAUUGUGAAAGGAACCAUGCUCUUCUAACAUUUGUAUAUGGUCGGAGCAGAUCAAGGCGUGUAAUAUCUUUUCGCAAGGAGAUUCAAUGACGAGAAAUCCAAGAUGCAAAGAGAGAGUCAUAACCAGAGAAUGUAAUCAGAAGUCAUGAAAAAGUUGGUUUUUGUUGAUUCUGCUGUAUACAUGAUGAAAACUAUGUAUAUCUAAGCCGUUUGGCCUUUCAUCCAAUUUGAAAUUAUAGAAGUUAAUU
Molecule: messenger RNA, 4162 nt
Organism: Magnolia sinica
Lineage: Eukaryota; Viridiplantae; Streptophyta; Magnoliopsida; Magnoliales; Magnoliaceae
Product: phytosulfokine receptor 2
Exons: 1
Coding region: 691-3828 (1045 amino acids)
Biological process (GO): protein phosphorylation
Molecular function (GO): protein binding; protein kinase activity; ATP binding
Source: RefSeq, a predicted model, not a curated record